UAGAGUCUGUAACAUGGCCGCUCGGAGGGAGUGGAUGGAGUACGAGGUUUUGCGGACAGAUACACAGCGUUAGUUCGGCUCUGAGACUAACGGAUGAUCCUACGGUCUUAUUCACGAUGUAACUACUCUGUUCGGGAAGCAGUUACGGCCCGUGGGAGUAAUUCUGGCUCGUAAUAAAGCCCUGUAGUGGAAGUAGAAGCAGCAGCUGAGGCCGACGUUCGCUGCAUACGCCCCGUCUCUCAAAGCGAGGCUGCUCUUUCUCCUCUCACACUGGCAGCACAGUUAGGUUUUGAGUUUGACGGCUGGCAGACGCGUGUACGAGCAGCGGAACGGGACUCGGGCCUGACCACCGGUGCCGCCUCUCCCACGGAGCAUGGUGAGAGCGCGCGGGUCACCAUGGAGCUCCAUGAUAAAAUGCAGGAGGAUGGAGUGACAGCACUGGGUCUGACCACGGCCCAGGCUUUAGGAACACUCCGGGAUCAGCUCUCCAACCUUCUGGAGCAGCAUCAGAAGCCCAGCCAGCGUAGAUGCACCAUCAAGGAGCUGUGGGCAAAGAGUUUCCUCCACCAUAACGACCGUCACUCCUGUUUCCAUUGGCCUGGAGCUGCUUUCACAUUGCUUGUAGUGAUUGGUUUACUGUGCUGCAAAGACAAGCAGCCAAAGGGCAGCGAUGGCAUAGAAUUGGUGAAUGCAGGAGCGCUCUUUCUCCUGCUCCUGCUUAACCUCGUCCUUAUCGGACGUCAGCAGAGACUGAAGAAGAGCGAGAUGGUGCGGCGGCUGAAAUCCAUCAUUUCGGAUCUAAACAAUCACUUGGAAGGAAGUGAAGGACAGCCAAUCCGAUGGGCCUCUUCUCGAUACCCUGACCUGUACACACCGUCCUCGCCAUCUUGGUGUUUGCACUGGACCUACCGUGAUGAGCAGUUGGUUAAUCUUCCUGUCAGCUUGUUGGUGGAAGGCGACAUCAUUGCACUCAGGCCAGGCCAGGAAGCAUUCGUCUCUCUUAGAGGCAUUAAGGAUGAUGAACACAUUGUGCUGGAGCCCGGAGAUCUGUUUCCACCGUUCUCCCCUCCUCCCUCUCCUCGAGGAAAUAAUAGGAAGGGACCGCACAGCCCCCAGAAGCACCGCCUCUUCAGGGUGGUGCGCACCCCCAUUCUCGACAAUAUCAGGAACAGUCUCGAACUCGCGCUCUCACGACCACUCACGGCUCUUGAUAACGAACGCUUCACGGUGCAGUCCCUUAUAGCCAAGUUUGCCUGCCCUGCUGUGCUGGUGGCAUUUUUUACUGUGAAUACAAUCCGCUAUUUUUGCGGGACUCCCGGUUUAACUCCAGGGCAAUUCAACUUCUUUCAGCUGCAGAUGAUGGGAGUGCUGCCCAUUCUACCUCUGCUGUUUCCUGUCAUGUGGGUUUUGGUCAUCGCUUACGGAGAGGCGCGAGUGUUAGCAGAAUUCAGCCGCAGCUCUCCGACAGGCCUGCUGGCUAAGUUCUCUGAGGACACUCUAAGCAGCUACACGGAAGUGGUGUCCUCCCAGGAAAUGCUGCGCUGUGUGUGGAGACACUUCGUUGGUGUUCUGAAAGGAGAGUCUCAGACACUGUGUUAUACCUCGAGCCUGCUGCGCAACCUGGGUUCAGUCACGGUUCUAUGCUGUGUGGAUAAGCAGGGUGUAUUGUCCUGGCCCAACCCUAGUCCAGAGACAGUCCUGUUCUUCAGCGGGCGUGUUGAGCCGCCGCACGACAGCCAGGACGAUCUCCGAGAUGAUCUGUCGGUUAACUCUUUGUGUCGUACUGAAGGAGAGGACGACAGAGAUGAGGCUCAGGAGGGUGAGGCGCUCCUCAACGUGCACACCUUUGAAUCCGUCGUGCAUCAAGUUAAUGAGCAGGAGUCCAGCGAGGUGUCGCAGAAUACAGCCCGCUCGUGUGACGUGCACCGAACACGCCGAGGUCCUCAAACCGCACGCUCCAAACACCCAUCAGGCUCUAAUGUCAGCUUCAGCCAUGACACUGAGGGGGGAGAGGAGCUAAGCACUCAGCUGUGCGGAGAUGAUCUGUGCGAGGCGGACGACUUUGUGUGUGACUAUCAUCUGGAGAUGCUGAGUCUGUCUCAGGACCAGCAGAACCCUGUCAGUAUUCAGUUUGACGACUCGGGUUGGCAGGCCCACCUGUCCUCUCUAAAGCCGCUGGGAUUGAACAUCAUGUUAAACCUGUGCAACGCUCCAGUCACUCAGCAGCUGUGCCGCUUCUCAGACCACCUGUCCAACUUGGCACUGCAGGAGACUCAUGGGGCGGUGCUUCCUGUGCAUGUUCCCUGGGGCCUCUGCGAACUGUCUCGCCUCAUAGGUUUUACUCCCGGAGCACGAGAACUCUUUAACCAGGAGAACCAUUUGGCUUUGUACCAGCUGCCUAACGGAGACAAGGCGAGUGAGACGUGCACGCGCCGCGUUCAACAUGUCACCAAACGCCAGCCGCCUAUUAGUCAUCUGAUCAGCCUUCUAGUGCGAGAGAGCACAACCAAUAAUGUACAGAUGCUCUCCCACGGCUCAGCUGACCUCAUCCUGGAGGCCUGCACUGACUUCUGGGAUGGCACUGACAUCUACCCCCUCUCUGGCUCUGACAGGAAGAAGGUUCAGGAUUUCUACCAGCGGUGUCUGUCGGGUUACUGCUCUGCAUUUGCAUAUAAACCAAUGCAGGUAGCACUGUCGGUCCAGCUAAACGGGAAGUGUGUGGAGCUGGCGCCUGGCCCAGCACUCUUCUCCGGAGUGGAGCUUCCCAGCACUACGCCCAUUAAACACAGUGGCCGCCGCAACAGCUGGAGCUCAGACGAGGGGAUAGGGGAAGGUUUGGAGAAGGAGGACUGUGUCCAGGCUUUAAGCGGACAGAUUUUCAUGGGCAUGGUGUCGUCACAGUUCCAGGCCCGCUUGGACACGGUGCGGCUAAUUGAGAACCUGGUGGGAGCCUGCAUCCGAUUUGUUUACUUCUCCAGAGAGGACGAGCUGCGCAGCAAGGUAUUUGCAGAGAAGAUGGGUUUGGAAACGGGUUGGAACUGUCACAUCUCUCUGACCCCUAACGGAGAUGGCCAUGGUGAUGGAGCUCCCUCUAGCCCUAGUCAGACAGGCUCUCUACGUGAUGAUCUUCUGCCAGAUUCCCGGGAUGAUGCUGAGGGGCCUUUACUUGCUGAGGAUGAAGGCCAGUCAGAUCUCGCCAGCUUCCAGGCUACAGAGAGCGAUGUUCCCAGCUUCCUCGCUGACGGCAAUCGAGCUAAGCUGCCUCGUGGCAUCCAUCAGGUCCGUCCCCACCUGAAGAACAUUGACAAUGUGCCACUGCUUGUGCCUCUUUUCACUGACUGCACUCCUGAAACCAUGUGUGAGAUGAUGAAGAUAAUGCAAGAGAACAGAGAGGUGACAUGCUGUUUGGGGAGCUCAGCUAACUUCCGUAACAGCUGCCUGUUCAUACAGAGUGAUCUCAGUAUCUCUCUGGAUCCUCUGUACCCAUCUCGGUGCUCUUGGGAUAUGUUUGGCUAUGCGUCUGGCAGUGUUGUGAACGAGGAGAUGGAGGAACUGACCCCUCUGCGGCUUAGUUCUCAUCUCAACAGCCUCAGCUGCUCCGUCUCCUUACACCAGGGAGAAAGUUUCAGUCUGGUCAAGCUAAUAGAGCAGGCCAGACACACCACAUAUGGCAUUCGCAAGUGCUUCCUGUUUCUGCUGCAGUGCCAGCUCACGCUGGUCAUCAUUCAGUUCUUGGCUUGUCUUACUCAGCUUCCACCUCCACUAAACAUUACAGACAUUUUGUGGCUCUCUUGCUUCUGUUACCCACUGCUGAGUUUGUCCUUCUUGGGGAAGCCACCGGACAACUCUGUGAUGGCAGUGGCUACUGGGAAAAACCUGGAUGACAUCCCUCGUAAGACCCAGCAGUACUUCCUGGGUUGGUUCCUGCUCAAGUUUGGUCUGACAGUGUGUGUUUACUUGCUGGGAUUCGGAUUCUCCCUGCAGGCAGUGUUGGCUAACUCUGCUAAUGACACUGCUAACUGCAGCCACAUCUUUACUACAUGCUCAUCUGAAAAGUGGUUUGAGGAGUUAUCUAACGGUCUGCUGCUCAUCCAGAAAGUCAUGGCAGGGUUCCUGGCUCUGCAUACUGUGGUUAUUUCUCUGAGCUACGUGCACCGUUCUCAGCCGCUGUGGAGGAAGAAUCCUUUCAGCAACACAUGGUGGUGUCUCACUGUGCCUCUUGUGCUGUUGGGGCAGGUGGUGCAGGCCAUAAUUGAUUAUCAUAUAUGGCAAGACAGAAGUAAUAUUUAUAACGACAAGAAAAGUCAAAGCUUUACAUUAAGCCUUGUGCCAAUGGAGGUGUGGCUGCUGGUGUCGCUGUCCACUGUGGUGGUGGUGCUCAUCAAUGAAGCGGUCAAACUGCACGAGAUCAGGGUACGUGUGCGUUACCAGAAGAGGCAAAAACUCCAGUUUGAGACAAAACUGGGGAUGAACUCUCCUUUCUGAGCUGCUGUAACACAAGUCUUUUUUGCUGUAAUAUCACUGUUCCCAGCGAUGAGCCGUGCAGUGAGAAGAGUUGUUUUCUUUUUCUCUCAGUGCCUCACUAACACACACUCAGAUCCAGCAUUGCUUUAGGACACCAGAAUACUGAAACAGAGUCUAUUCUUCAGCACUAUUUUCCAGGUUACAUUUGUUUGUUUUUUUUACCUUUUAUAGUGCAAAUUAUGUGUAUGCAUAAUGGUUUUGGAAGAAAAACCAUCAUAUAGAAGAAAACUAUAAAAGUGGGGUAGCAGAACCUAUUAAAAAAAAAAAAAGGAUUACAGAUGGACAAUCUUCUUACCAUGUAAUGUAAUGGCCUACAAGACAGGGGUAGAAAUUUCUUAAGACACAUUAUGAAAUAUAGGAUUUUUAAAGAACAGCAGAAGGAACGUGUUGUUUUAUCUUCGUACUUUCGCACAUUUCUGACACACUUUAAUAGUUUCUGCACCCUGUGUCCUUUGAAUUGCCGUGCAUCACCAGAUGCUAAGGAAUCGUUCACAUAGAUUUGAAUGUCAACGUCUUUUACAGUUUUGCAAAUACCUCAUGUCUGAUUCUUGCCACAGAGAUGGUUUUCAACUUUUUAGCGAUCAAAGAAGGCUUGCUUUUCAAACGACACUAUAAAUAUAGCACUGCUUUGAAGUAAUGCGCUGACUUGAUCUGUGCCAUUCAAAAUAGGAGCCAAAAUUGUACUUACUGAUUAUCCUUCGAUCAGAUCAGACAGAUCACGUUAUCAAAUCAUUGAUCUAAAAUUCUGAACUGUAAUCAUUUCAUUUUAUUUUUUACUUCUAGCUGGUUUUAUAUGACAGCCUUGCCAUUACUUACAUCAGUGUGAUUGAAUUGAUGGCUGUUCUACCUCUUGCUGAUUACUGCAUCAUCUGUGUGGCUUUGUGGUAUAGAGCUAAUUAUCGGAAGUGCAAAAGAACAAAUUGAAUUUCUUGUCGAGCAAGGUUCUGAAUCCUCAGAUGAAGUCGCGUGUAAACACAUCUGGGAAAAACAUUUUGAUAUAAAGGUUUAAAUGGGAAUACAGGGGGAUUUACCGAUCAAUAUUUAACGAUCAAUGUUUAAACAAACCAGCAUUUCUCCUUCCUUACAGGUAGUAUCAUAUUUAAAGCCAAGCAAAAACUCACUCUGGCUUUAAGAGAAUAGCCAAUAAAUAUUGCUUCAGUUUGUCCAUCACUUUCUUCCAUCUAAUUAGUUUUGUCUACAUGGACACUAUAUGGACAAAGGUUUCUGGACACGUGACCAUAUAUGUGCUUUUGAGCGUCUCAAUCAACAUUCAGUUCUCAUUUGCUGUUAUAAUGACCUCCAAUAUAUUUUGGAGUGUGCUUCUGGAGAUUUGUACUCACUCAGCCACGUGGGCGUUAGUAACGUCAGGUACUAAUGCAGGGUGCGGAGGCCCUGGGGUGCAGUCAGCAUUCCAGUUCAUCCCAGAGGUGUUCAAUAGAGUUGACAUCAGAGCUCUAUAGGAGGCCAAUCAAGAAUUUCCACUCCUACCCAUGUAAGCCAUAUCUUCAAGGGGUUUGCUUUGUGCACAGGCGCAUUGUCAAGAUCUACUAGUUCAAGCGAAGAGAAAAUGUCCUGCUACCGCAUCCAAUUGUGUGCCUCCAGCUUUGUGGUAACAGUUUGUGGACAGACCACAUGUGGCUGGAAAAGUCAGGCGUUCCAGUUCUUUUGUCCAUAUAGUCUACUUUUAAUGUUCUAUGUACUAGUUCUCUAUCUGAACAACGCAUAGUAUGGCUUUUUUUUCUUUCUAUCUAUUAUGCUGCCAUUUCUCUAGAUUGUAAGUGCUUAUGACUUAUGAUUAUAUACACGACUCCAUCUUAAUAGUCUUAACCAGGCUUUACGUAACAGUUCCCUGAGCCGAGUUAUUUAUUUAUUUAUUUAUUGUAUGGCGCACACGUUUGCAUGCCUUUUAUGGAAAGUGCAUCAUACUUAAGCAGCUGUGGGUCUGAAGCGAUGUGUACAGAACAUCAUGACUCUUCGUGACUCUGUACUCUUUUCAGCUUGUAGGCAGAUCUUUAAUGCAGAGUUCAUACAGAUCGUGUAUUCAAACCAGGUUUGUUUUCCUGCUACAUUUCCACCUCAGGGCGGUUUGAAACGUGCAUAAGCAUGUGUCUGUAUGUCAGACAGGGCAGUGAUAUCUAACAGGCAUUAUCUGAACAUGGUACUAACUGUUGCUUCAAUGCUGGUGAAGAAAUGAUGGAAGAAGACAUUUUGGGAUAAUCAGCAGAGAAGGUUUUUUCAAUGCACUGAUCGAUUCUGUUUAUCGUUAUAUGUUCUCAGCUUGUGUAAUGGAGCAUGAUUGCACAACUUUUUGUACAGUUAUUGAUAUUUGUCCUCUUUUUUUUAAGUUUAAAUCAAAUGUAAAUGGAUUUUUUGCUUACAUAUAUGCAUGAUUAAGACAUUUAUGAAUGCAAUGGUUAGACUUUUUAUUUCUUUUUCUUUUUUUAGAGAAUGUUGCAUCUUGCAUGCACCGCAAAUGUUGCUAGGGCUUCCAUCAUUCAUAUUAGCCUUACCCAUCUCUUUGGAAAUAUGCCCAGUCUCGCUACUGUACAGAUAUUUGUGCAAAUAAUGACAAAAUAAAAAAAUAAAACGAUAAUGGCUGGUGCCAGCUACUCA
Silurus meridionalis is the source of this 7137-nucleotide messenger RNA. It is a transcript of the gene tmem94, whose product is annotated as transmembrane protein 94. The record is from RefSeq and is a predicted model, not a curated record. Lineage: Eukaryota; Metazoa; Chordata; Actinopteri; Siluriformes; Siluridae.